AUGAAGAAACUUACCUUACUAAUUUUGAACAUAAUUAUGUUUGCAAUAGGCAACUGUGGUGGCCCUUUGAUCUCUCGUCUCUACUUCAUCCAUGGUGGUCAAAGAAUUUGGCUUUCUAGUUGGUUACAAACUGUUGCUUGUCCCUUAAUCCUCAUCCCUUUAUCCAUGGCUUAUUUUCAACGCCGGAAAAUUGACGGCCCAGAGGCCGCCAAAAUAUUCUUCAUAACUCGUCGAGAAUUCAUCGGAGCUGCCAGCGUCGGAAUCAUCGCCGGUCUCGACGGUUAUUUAAUCUCAUGGGGCCCUGCAAAAUUAUCCGUUUCAACUUCAUCUCUUAUCAACGCGACUCAACUCGCGUUCACCGCACUCUUUGCAGUACUUCUGGUGAAGCAAAAAUUGACGGCGUAUUCGAAGUCUUCCGUUGUUUUAUUAAUCACCGGAGCUGCCAUGUUGGCGCUUCAAGGAGACGGUGACCGGUCGACGGGAGAGUCGGUUAAGGAGUAUAUGUUGGGGUUUGUAAUGACGGUUAUGGGUGCAGUUUGUUUUGGGCUGAUGAUGCCGCUUAUUGAGUUGAUUUAUGUGAAGGCAAAGCAAGUGAUUACUUACACUACUGUGUUGGAAAUUCAGAUGAUUAUUGGUAUUUUUGCUACUGCUUUUUGCACUGUUGGAAUGAUUAUUAACAAGGAUUUUCAGACAAUACCAAGGGAGGCAAGUCAAUAUGAGAUUGGAGAAGCUAAGUAUUAUUUGGUACUAGUAUGGUGUGCCAUUCUUUGGCAAUUAGCAUUGUUGGGAUUAGUUGGAGUAAUCUUCUAUUCAUCAUCUUUGGUUUAUGGAAUUAUAGGCGCUUUCUUACUUCCUGUUACUGAAGUUUUAGCUGUAAUUUUAUUUCAUGAAAAAUUUCAAGUUGAAAAGGGAGUUGCUAUUUUCCUAGCUCUCUGCGGAUUUAUUUCCUAUUUCUAUGGUGAAAUUGAGCAGAGCAAGAAGGAGAAACGAGGUAAUUUCAUGGAUGAUCAUGCAAGUUUUACUGUAUUGCAUCAAAGUGACUAA
Lycium barbarum (goji berry) is the source of this 1044-nucleotide messenger RNA. Its product is annotated as purine permease 1-like. Gene Ontology annotation, cellular component: membrane. Bases 1 to 1044 code for a protein of 347 amino acids. Gene Ontology annotation, molecular function: purine nucleoside transmembrane transporter activity. The record is from RefSeq and is a predicted model, not a curated record. The transcript is spliced from 3 exons. Lineage: Eukaryota; Viridiplantae; Streptophyta; Magnoliopsida; Solanales; Solanaceae.